AUGGCCAAAGUAUCGCAACCAGAACUCAAGCGCUUUCUUGAUAAGCGCAUCGCCGUCAACAUCCAAGGCGGGCGCAAGAUUCAAGGCACCCUUCGCGGCUUCGACAUGUUUCUCAAUUUGGUCGUCGACGACGCCAUCGAACAGGUGCGCCCUGAAGCAGGAAACACAAAUGCUUGGCAUGACGGAGAUCGCUGCGGAACCGUUGUCGUGCGCGGAAACAGCGUGACGUCGCUGGAGGCACUGGAAAACGUCAAAACACGAUGA
This is a messenger RNA of Sporisorium graminicola, 264 nucleotides long. RefSeq lists its product as uncharacterized. Gene Ontology annotation, cellular component: precatalytic spliceosome; catalytic step 2 spliceosome; U2 snRNP. The coding region runs from base 1 to 264 and encodes 87 amino acids. Lineage: Eukaryota; Fungi; Basidiomycota; Ustilaginomycetes; Ustilaginales; Ustilaginaceae. The transcript has a single exon. The record is from RefSeq and is a predicted model, not a curated record. Gene Ontology annotation, molecular function: RNA binding. Gene Ontology annotation, biological process: mRNA splicing, via spliceosome; spliceosomal snRNP assembly.